Molecule: messenger RNA, 4730 nt
Organism: Vigna radiata var. radiata (mung bean)
Lineage: Eukaryota; Viridiplantae; Streptophyta; Magnoliopsida; Fabales; Fabaceae
Product: myosin-3
Exons: 6
Coding region: 440-4453 (1337 amino acids)
Molecular function (GO): actin binding
Source: RefSeq, a predicted model, not a curated record
CAAACUUUAAACAAACCAAAGAGAAACAAACUCUGUCUCUUUUGAAGCUCCCUUUCAGUCACUUCCUUCCCUUCAAUCCUUCUUCUUUUUUUCUUUUCUCAGAGUUUCGAUCCUCUGCUCCCGCUUCUACGAUCUUCCUUCCCAGUUUCACCGCUUUGGAUUCGAUCGGAUCAACUUUGUUUAGUUCGUAAUUCAGCUUCUCCUGGUUUCUUUGAUUCAUUUUUCUCCUUCUCUGCAGUUGCACAGGGUAGCUGCAAUUUUGCUUUUGGAGCUUAGCCAAUUCUUAAGAGAAGAGUAGAAGGGAAACGGAAACCGUAUCUCAGGGUUCAAAAUAUCAAGGAAUUGUGUUGAAAUUUCCACUUCUGACUUCCAGGAACCAACGUGGUAAGAUACUAUCUUGAUGUGGUCCUCCUAAGAAGUUGAAAAUCUAUAAGAAAAGAUGGUGAAACAUCGCCUUAGAGAGUCUAUCAAAUCUUUGUUUGGAAGUCAUAUUGACCCUAAUAAAGAAGAGCAGCUCCACGUAGCUAAAGCAGAUAUUGAAGACAAAGUGAAAGAAAUAUUGAAACUUAUUAAAAAUGACAACCUUGAAGAGGAUGGUACCCCAGUGCAACUUUCCAAGAGGGAACCACUUAUUGAACUGAUUGAAGAUUUCCACAAUCAAUACCAAUCACUGCAUGCGCAAUAUGAUAAUCUAACAGCUGAGUUAAGGAAAAGGAUCAAGGGCAAGCGAGAAAAUGGGAGUUCUUCAUCCAGCUCGGACUCAGAUUCAGGUUCAGAUUAUUCUUCAAAGGACAAAGGCAACAAAAACGGACAACUGGAAAAUGAAUUUCAAAAGACAAUCGGAGACUUAAGGCAAGAGCUUGAAGUGGUGCAUGCAGAAGUGGCUGAAUUAAAUCGGAAGUUGACAAUUUCACAUGAAGAGAAGGAGGAUCUUAAUUCCAAAUAUCUUGCAGCACUGAGCAAGAUACAAGAAGCAGAUACAGUUAACAUGAAUUUGAAAAGUGAUGCUGAAGUAUUAGGCACUCAAAGAUCUAAACUUUUGGCUGAGAAUGCUGAACUAAGUAAACAAGUGGAUAUUGCCGGCAAAAAAGAAGAUGAACUGAGUCAAAGAUUGGAAGAGUUGAAGAUAGAAAAAGAUAGUUUGACCAUGGAGAAGGAGACAACUCUCCGACAGAUUGAGGAGGAAAAGAAGAUCACUGAUGGCCUCAGAACCCUUGUUGAUCAACUGAAAGAUGAGAAAUUAGCUCUUGGCAAAGAGUUAGAGGCAGUUACAAGUGAACUUUCCAUUCUGAAACCGCGGUUGGAAGACGGAGAGCAGAAAAUGACAGGUAUAAGCCACAAUCUGAAAGUUGCUGAGGAAGAAAACAAAUCUUUAAAAGAGCAACUUUCACAGGCUUCAAAUGAGGUUCAGCUGGCUCAGAGUAGAAUACAAGAAUUUGUAGCUGAAUCAAGUCAGUUAAAAGAGAAACUUGAUGAGAGUGGAAGGGAAAUUAAUGCCUUUACUCUGAUGCAUGAAGGUUUUCAGAAAGAAUCCUCAAAUCGUAUCGGGGAACUUGAGGCACAGGUCACCAACCUGGAGUUGGAGUUAGAAUCACUGAAAAACCAGAAAAGAGAUAUAGAAGUACAAAUGAAGAGCAGCACCACUGAAGCAAGGGAACUAGGAGAGCACAAUUCAGCCCUACAAAACCAAAUAUCACAACUCGAAUUGAAGUCCAGAGAAAGAGAAGAGGAGCUAUCUGCAAUGGUGAAGAAACUUGAAGAUAAUGAGAAUGAGUCAUCUUUGAAAAUUUCAGAUUUAACAUCUCUGAUAAACAAGAUGCUAACUAAUAUUGGGACACUACGUACUCAAAAAAAUGAACUCGAAGAGCAGAUAAUUUUUAAAAGUAACGAAGCUUCCACUCAAGUGGAAAACAUCACAAAUGAGGUGAAUGCAUUGCAGCAAGAAGUGACGUCCCUCCAGCAUCAGAAAUCUGACUUGGAAGCUCAGUUAGUAGAAAAAGUCAACGAAAAUUCCAAGAAUAUGAUUGAAAUGCAAACUCUGAAAGAGGAAAUUGACCGAAAAAUCCUUGAACAAGAGAGACUUCUGGAAGACAGAGAAAAUUUAGCCAUGCAGCUAAGGACAUUGGAGUCAGAGAUGAACACCAUUCAGAACAAAAACAGUGAAGCUGAAGAGAAAAUGAAACAGGGAAUGUUGGAGCUACAUGAAAAAAUAGCAGAAAUAGAGAAGAUAUCAACAGAUAGAGAAUCAAAUUUUUCGAUUCUCCAGGAUAAGUUUAUUAGCGCAGAGCAAGAAAUUUCAUCUCAGAUAAUGGCCUCCAGUGAACAAAUUAAGAAUCUUGAACAUGAUUUGGCAUCAGUGCAGAAAGAGAAACACGAAUUAGAAAAGCAGUGUGAAAAGCUGAAGUUAGAGAUGGAUUCUAUACAGAACCAAAAGAGUGAAGUUGAAGAACAAAUGAUAACUAAAGACCAUGAGAACUCUGGACUACGAGAAGAAAUUUUGGGAUUGCAGGGAACAGUAGCUGUGCUGGAGAAGACAUUAGCUGAGAAAGAGGCAGAGGUAUCCAGUUUACAGAAUGAGAAACUGGAAGUAGAACAGCAGUGUGUAAAUCUGAAGGUGGAGCUGGAUUCCGCACAAAACCAGAAAGUUGAAGUUGAAGAGCGGUUGAGAACUAAAGACCAAGAGAACACGGAACUGAGAGAGGAAAAAUUUGGAUUGCAGGGUACAAUUACUGCACUGCAGAAAACAUUAGCCGAUAAAGAGGCAGAACUAUCCAGUUUACAGGAAAAGUUUCAUGAAAAAGAGAGCGAGGCUUCCGGCCAAAUAACUGUCUUCACUGUCCAGAUUGAAAAUCUGAAACAAGAUUUGGUGUCCUUGCAGAAUGAGAAACAGGAAGUAGAACAGCAGUGUGAAAAGCUGAAGGUGGAGCUGGAUUCCUCUCAAAACCAGAAGGGUGAAGUUGAAGAGCAGAUAAGAGCUAAAGACCAUGUGAACACCGAACUGAAAGAGGAAAUUUCGGGAUUACAGGGAACAAUUACUGUACUGGAGAAAAGAUUAGCUGAGAAAGAGUCAGAUUUAUCCAUUUUACAGGAAAAUCUUCACCAAAAGGAUAGUGAGGCUUCUGCCCAAAUAACUGCCUUAACAGUCCAAAUUGAUGAUCAGAAACAUGAUCUGGUGUCCCUACAGAAUGAGAAACAAGAAUUAGAACAUCAGUGUGAAAAGCUAAAGAUGGAGGUGGAUUCCACACAAAACCUGAAGGGCGAAGUUGAGGAGCAAAUCAGAGCUAAAGUCCUUGAGAACACUGAACUGAGAGAGGAAAUUUUGAGAUUGCAGGGAACGAUUAGGGCACUUGAGAAAACAUUAGCUGAGAAAGAGUCAGAGUUAUCCACUUUACAGAAAACAAAAGAAGAAUUGGAGCUCCAGCAUGAAAAAAUUAGUCAAGAACAUGCAGAAAGCCUUGUAAUGGUAGAGAAUGAAAAGAAUGACAUAUCAAGCAGGUCUAUGGAUCUUAAGAGAACUCUAGAAGAGCGAGAAGAUUCAUAUCAGAGGUUAAAUGAAGAAUAUAAACAAAUUGAUGGUUUGUUUCAGGAAUGCAUGGUCAAGCUUGAAGUUGCAGAGAAGAAAAUUGAAGAAAUGGCAGCAUGGUUUCAUGAACGAAUUGAGUUGAAAGAUCAGAAGGUAGCUGAUUUGGAACAUACAGUAGAAGACCUAAAAAGAGACCUAGAAGAAAAAGGAGAUGAAAUCAGUACUUUGCUUGAGAAUGUUCGGAUCCUUGAGGUUAGGCUUCGUCUGUCAAACCAGAAGCUUCGGGUCACAGAACAAUUGUUGAGUGAGAGAGAAGAAAGCUUUAGGAAGACGGAAGAAAAGUUUCAGCAAGAUCAGACAGCGCUUGAAGACAGAAUUGCUAUUUUAUCAGCACUAAUAACUGCCAAGAACGAAGCCUUCGAUGAAAUUGUUUCUAAUGUCAGAGAGUGUGUGAACAGUGUCAUGACUGGCAUAGAAAUUGUAAGCUGUCGAGUUUCUGAUGACUGCAAAAAUUACGAGGAGAGUGUCUACAACAUUUCACGCGAGCUUGAGAAUGCAAGGGGGCAUGUGAGGGAUAUGAAUAAGGAAAAAGAGCAGCUAAAGAGAGACAAAAGGCAGUUGUUGGAGCAACUGCAAGUUAAAAAUGAAGAGGAAGUGGCUUUGAGGAAGACAGUUGAGAAGUUAGAGGCAAAGAGUGGAAAGGAAGAAUCAGAGAAGAUAAAUCUGACAACAACUGUAGAACAACUAAAGAAGACAGUUAGAGAGCUGGAGAAAAUGAUGAAAGAGAAAGAGGACGGUAUGUUGGACUUGGGAGAGGAGAAGAGGGAAGUUAUCAGGCAGCUGUGUUUGUGGAUUGAUUAUCAUCGCAGUCGCUAUGACUAUCUCAAGGACAUUCUAUCAAAGACUCGCAGUGGCCAGAGAGCAGCAUAAAGCCUCGUUUUUUCUCGAGUUUUUCUACGCUGCUUGUUCAAUUAGUUUGUUGGAGUUCAUCAACAUAAAGAAUGGUUUAGAAGUUAGAAUGAUGCAUGUGCAAGACAGGUGAAGAGAAAAUGAGAUUCGCAGUGCACUGUUUAUUAGUCAAUAAUUAGCCAUUAUUAGUACAAUGCUCAGCCUGCAGGUGGAUGGAGCCAACCACAUAACCCCACACCAGGAUUAUGAAAGAAUGUUAAACAAGACAAAAUUUUGUUACAUUAUUUUCGUGCCUUUG